This is a messenger RNA of Didymodactylos carnosus, 615 nucleotides long. Lineage: Eukaryota; Metazoa; Rotifera; Eurotatoria; Philodinida; Philodinidae. The record is from the annotation of a GenBank genome assembly.
AUGAUAAUAUUGUCAGUUUUAUUCUUAUAUUUUUUGCCUAAUGCCUUGUCAUUUAUCAUUGGUGAUAAUCUAGCAACAAAAAGUAAUGCUAAUCAACCAUUUUUGUUUUUACCUCAGUUAAUGUUACCCACAACAACAACAUAUCAAUUUACAUAUGAAGGUCAAGUUAUGAAUUCAAGAAUCUCAGGCUAUUGUUAUAUUGAACCUGUUAUGUCUUUGGAUCAGCAUCUUAUUGGUUAUCGUGAUUGGCAAAAUUUUAUUGACGAGUUUGAGGCUAUAUUCUAUGGUGUGUCUUAUUUGAAUGGUAGUCGUGCUCAAGCUACAAUUGAUCCACAGAAUGGUAUAUGUAUAAAUAAGUUUACAGAAAUAAUGAAUUGUGUCGGAUGGAAACAAGAACAGCAGUUAAUAUAUCAAAAUACAUGUUAUGUAAAACAAACGAAUACAUUAGCAGAAAAAAAAAUAGUUAUUAUAUUACAAUCAAAUAUAAAUGAUCCAAAUAAAUCAUUCAAGAUAAGUUCAUAUACUACAAUAGAAGGUCAAGAAGUUGAAACAAAAUUGUAUUUUACAUCUGAAAAUAGACAAUCGAAAAUACCAUAUGUCAAUUGUGAGUUUUGA